AUGGGCAUAAAAGGGUCUAAACCAAAUUUAUCUCAAAAGACUACUCGUACUCACUCUAAAGGAAUAACUUGUUCCUCUUGUUAAAUGCAAGGCUGGAGAGAUUACAUGGAAGACUACAUUAUAAUUCAAGAGUAAGAGGAGUUCUAACUUUAUGGAGUCUUUGAUGGACAUGGAGGCUCAGAAGUUUCAGAAUUUUUGUCAGAACACUUCUAUGAAAUAUUUGAAAUGGAACUAAAUAAAAAUCCAGAAAAUUAUAAUGUCGUGUUAGAAUCAACUUUCGAAACUUUAGAUACUAUAUUAGCUCAUCGAAUUGCUAGUUCUAAAGUUGGAAGCACUGCUAUAAUUGUUUUGGUUACUAAAGAAAAGGUUUACAUUGCUAACUUAGGAGAUAGUCGAGCUAUUCUAUUUUCAAAUGAAUUUGUUUAAUAACUUUCGGAUGAUCAUAACAUUGAUUCAGAAUAUGAUAGAAUAAUUGCUAAUGGUGGUUUUAUUAGAGAUGAUAGAAUUAAUGGUAACUAUGUAUCAUGAUUUCUAGGUUCAUUGACUGUCGCAAGAGCAUUUGGUGAUUUUUUCUUAAAGUCAUCAAGAGGUUCUAUAAUAUCAUCAAAACCAGAUAUUUUUGUAAUUGACAGACCAUAAAAUAAAUAUAUCUUGCUAGCAUCAGAUGGUAUUUGGGAAUGUGCAGAUAAUUAAUGUAAAUUAAUCAAAGUUAUUUUAGAUAUCAGCAAAAAUCUUAUUGAAAAUAAUUCAUUAGGAAAAUUAUUCAAUUAAUUAAUUGCAAAAAGCAUGUAUUAAGAAAAUGGUUAUGACAACAUGAGUGCAAUACUUAUUUAAUUUUGA
Messenger RNA from Paramecium sonneborni, 840 nucleotides. NCBI's taxonomy places the organism in Eukaryota, Ciliophora, Oligohymenophorea, Peniculida, Parameciidae. The record is from the annotation of a GenBank genome assembly.